CACAUGCUUUAGUAACCUAAACUGUUAUGUUAACGUAUUAACAUACGUUUUGGUAGUAUUAGCUAAACUUAUUGCAGGCUUGGGGCAUAUAAUAGCCUCAAUUUUAUUACUUAGCUCUAUAGCCAUUAACCUAUAUAUACAUAUAUGACUCGUUAUGGAGCAAUACCUUUAUUUAUUUAUGUGUAUCACCAACGUUAAUACAGUCAAACUUUACGUUCAACAUGUGAAUACGAUUUUAUUGACACACUCAACGUCAUAACAUUUUCUACAUCUUGUAUAUAUUGCUCGAUUAUAAUCGACAUUUUAUUAUUAUGAUUUCACAUACACAACUACUACGUCGUGUAAUUAGAUAUUAACUUUUCUAUUGUACACUACAAUAUCAGCUGUAUGUUUAUGAACUGCCUUAUCUUAAUACUGAUGGAGAUGAACUAAGAUUGAUCACUUUUACCGUAGUUAUGGACUAACUUCACGUAAUCACGUUCAUUAUUAUUCUUUAAAACGAAAAAAGUCAACGAUAGCGAGCGAAGGGCAUUUAAAAAAUCAUAGAUUUUUGAUAAAUGUAAAAUAAUUGCUAAUACUCCACGGAGUAUCGUUAAAUAAAAGGAAAUGAAAUGAAUAUAAAUAUGCUGUAAGAUGUAGUGUGCAGACUGCGCUUCGACAACCGACCAUGGCAGAUGCAGAACUGUCCCUGCGAAAAUAUCUAAACAAAAUCGCUAGGGAACAUAAAUAUGUGAACCCUGAGAUCACAAUAGAGGAAAUAUCAAGUGGAGGAGCAAACUACACAUCUAAACUAUUCACUGCAGUCGUGAGUGAAGCAGGCAAGGAGGACCUGCAUCUGUUCGCUAAAGUCGCAGCCACUAGUGAAAAUUUACGCAAAGAUAUGCCUGACCUCUAUAAAACAGAGAAGUAUGCUUAUACCAAACUAUUAAAAUUGUAUGAGACCCUGGAAAGGGAAAAUGGAGUACCGGAGAAAGACAGAUUAAUCUUCUGCGAGUUCUACGGGUUCGAUCCCAGCCCAUACAGGGAGAUACUAGUGCUGGAGAACUUGCUGCCGCAGGGCUAUGGACCACACGACAGGUUCCACUCCAUAGACUGGCCGUAUGCUUCUGCCGCAGUCAGAGACCUUGCUAAGAUGCAUGCACUAUCCUUCGCAUUUGCUAAGAAACAUCCUGAAGAGUUUGAGGCAGCAUUUUCUUCUUUAAAAGGGAUUUGGGAGUCGCUACCUUUUGACAAAUUGGAACCAAAGAAUAUAGAGUGUGCAAUCGAGGUCCUCAAUUCCAAAAAUCGGGACAAAUUUAUUAAUUACAUGAAGCGCCGUGAGGUUUCAGUAUUGAACUUGUGGAAGCGCACUGCUUUCAAAGUGAUCUUGCACGGAGAUUACAGAGGGAGUAACAUGCUGAACCGAGUGCGGGAGGUAAGAUUUAUCGAGUCAGCCACCAUAGCCUGCCAUAGUGCACUAGAGGUAGACCUUAGUCUUAACACUUCAUUCUAACUUCCUAUGGCAACUUCCAAUUAAAAGAAACAUGUGUACCCUGUUAUAAGCUCGAUUUCCUUAAUAGUAGGCAAUCUAUUCAGAAUUGCUGUGAAUGUUCUAACUUUCCUUUUAUUUCUAUCUUGAGAUAUAAUAGGCUAAAUUUUUGAACAAGGUUAGAUUUGUGAUAGUUUAGUCUUUAAUUUUUUAUGUGUAUCACCAGCGGGACGCAGUUAAUCUUUACGUUCAUCAUGUGUAUGCGAAUUAAUCUACACAUAUAUGUGCUCAAGGUCAUAAGAUUUUCUAACACUCGAAAAUAUUAGUUGAUUAUUUAUCAACAUACGAUUUCAGAUACUCAACACCAAUAUUGUGUAUACACUGAGUUGCAUUUGGUUUCUACGUAGUCAAAUCAGUGAAGAUGUUCAGCUUAAAUUAUUUUGUUG
Messenger RNA from Spodoptera litura, 1914 nucleotides. RefSeq lists its product as uncharacterized. The record is from RefSeq and is a predicted model, not a curated record. Lineage: Eukaryota; Metazoa; Arthropoda; Insecta; Lepidoptera; Noctuidae.